Molecule: messenger RNA, 1760 nt
Organism: Coregonus clupeaformis (lake whitefish)
Lineage: Eukaryota; Metazoa; Chordata; Actinopteri; Salmoniformes; Salmonidae
Product: FHF complex subunit HOOK interacting protein 1A-like
Exons: 4
Coding region: 18-1472 (484 amino acids)
Source: RefSeq, a predicted model, not a curated record
UGAGACGUUCAGCCAUAAUGUUGAUCCAAGGCUCCUACGUAGAGGAGUCUGACUUCCAGGAUGAUGUCUUGGUCUAUAACCUCAUAGCACAGAAAGACGCUGCUCGUGGUCCCAUGGUUAAAUACACACCUGACCACAGGACUGCUCCACAGACCCAAAAAGCGGUUGUUAAUAGCACAACUUCGACUGUGCACGGUCACACACAUGGAAUGCAGAGACGAGAGGAGGAGGAGGAGGGGGGGAUCAAGGAAGACUGGGUGAGAGAAGAGACGCAACCACAACCGCAACCGCAACCGCAACCGCAACCGCAACCACAACCACAACCACAACCGCAACCGCAACCACAACCACAACCACAACCUCAACCACAACCACAACCGCAACCGCAACCGCAACCACAACCACAACCGCGACUGCUCAGUAACGGUCUGAGCUGUGAGGACCACACAGUCAAUGAGGAGGUCGGUGAUGACCGUAAACGCAAUCCAUCUGGACCGCAUUUGGACCACGACUGCAACACGAAUGCGGACCUGACGGUGACCAUGACCUUGAACCAGGCGAAUGACCUGACCACAGCAGACCACCAGGUGAGAACCAACUCAGAGAACCGCAAGCACCCUGUCCAGAACGGUCUCCCUACAGUGGAGAAACAGCAGGACUUUAACUUGGCCGAUGCCGAUCAUCAUCUAACCCCGGUUACGACCACGGCGGCGGGUGACAACUUCCUGUCCCAGUAUCGGGAGCUCAUGCGCUCACUGGGGGCGGAGCCUGAUGACGUCACCGAUGACAUCACAGAGUUUAGGAAGCGUUUGUUGGCUCUGGCCCAGGGAGAGGAAGAGGAGGUGGACUUUAACGUGUUCUCUACAGACUCGCCAGAACCUGAGGAUGCCGAUCUGGAACCGGAGAACAGUCUAGAACCGACGAGGAACAGCCAAGACAGAAAACAUGGGAUACCCUUCACUGGCCCGUUCAUUAGUGUUCUGCUGUCUCGGUUGGAGAACCUGUUGGAGAACCCUAUUCCAGUCAAUCUUCUGGUUACAGGCAUCCUGUCUCAGCUAGCAACGUACCCCCAGCCUCUCCUCCGGGCGUUCCUACUGAACACAAACACUGUCACGCAGCCCAACGUACGCACACUCUACCAGGUGCUGGUGUCAGUGCGUGGACAGAUAGAGAACUAUGCAGCAGACCAGACAGAGUUUCCUGCUACGGUCAGAGAAGCAUGGAGAUACCUACUGGCUAGAGACCAAGCACUGAAACUCAGAGAGCUCCUCCAGGACAGCCAUGGUGAUAACAGGAAGCGUGUUCUACCCAAUGGAACACAGCAGAUAACUCAGAACGUUCCCCCCUGUCCUAAGAUUCCUCCGCAGGCCAGGAAUAGAGUCUUCGCUAUGGUUAUAUAUGCAGAGUUCUUAAAGGAGUUGGCCGCCAUCGCACAGGAACAUUCUAUAGUCCCCGACUCCCCUAUAGAGUAGAUUAACACCUGACUCCCCUAUAGAGUAGAUUAACACCUGACUCCCCUAUAGAGUAGAUUAGCACCUGACUCCCCGUAUAGAGUAGAUUAACACCUGACUCCCCUAUAGAGUAGAUUAGCACCUGACUCCCCUAUAGAGUAGAUUAACACCUGACUCCCCUAUAGAGUAGAUUAACACCUGACUCCCCUAUAGAGUAGAUUAACACCUGACUCCCCUAUAGAGUAGAUUAACACCUGACUCCCCUAUAGAGUAGAUUAACACCUGACUCCCCUAUAGAGUAGAUUAGCA